UACAAAUUGUAUUAUCUAGCCUCACUUGCGACUAAGUACGAGUAUAAAUGCGUCUGUCAUAAUUUUUGCAUGCCCAACACAAAAGCGUCAAAACACCCGCGUUCCGACAUCAUUUCAAUUCCGGCAGCCAGCCAAACAGUUAGCUCUGAUCUCUGUGCAGUCCAGUUACUAAAUUAAUACUAAAUUAAUUCACACAUUACGUAUACGCCGCGUACUACAGCCAGACAGUGUUUCGUUGAUUGCCCACUAAUUGAUAAUUUCGGCUUCAAAAUGGCUGCCUUUGUACACUUUAAGCCGGCAAGAUGCCCUCAAUAAAUCCGGAGGAGGAGAGCGGAGUGCAGUAUUCCUACACGGAAGUCAGUACGUUUCAGAUAAGCGAAGGAAACACUCGAAAUAUGUCACCCGAACCGGUCAAGUCCGGUCGUAUUUUUCUGGCUGCAGUGGCAGCCAACUUAUCCGCCUUCGUCGUGGGCACCACCCUCGGCUGGACAUCACCGAUCGGGCCCAAGCUGAAGGCCGAAGACACCUCGGACUCGCCGCUGAGCAGGCCCAUUACUGCCGAGGAGGAUGCUUGGAUCUCGUCCCUGAUUGCCAUCGGAGCCCUGGUGGCUCCAUUCGUGGCUGGGCCGAUGGCCGACCGCAUUGGCCGCAAGUGGGUGCUCCUGUCCAGCAGUCUCUUCUUCGUGCUGGCCUUCGGCCUGAACAUGGUGGCCUCCGAGGUGUGGAUCCUCUACCUGUCCCGACUGAUCCAAGGCUUUGGCGUCGGCUUCGUGAUGACCGUGCAGCCAAUGUAUGUGGGUGAGAUUUCCACGGACAACGUGCGAGGUGCCACCGGAUCCCUGAUGCAGCUCUUCAUUGUGGCUGGCAUUCUGUACGUCUAUGCCAUCGGACCGUAUGUUUCCUACCAGGCCCUGCAGUGGUGCUGCAUUGUGGUGCCCGUGGUCUUCGACUUUGUGUUCUACCUGAUGCCCGAGAGUCCGUACUUUUUCGCCGGAAAGGGCCGCAAGUCGGAGGCCCUGAGGUCGCUGCAGUUCCUUCGCGGCCAGAGCGCUGAGGGUGUGCACGACGAGAUGGCCGAGAUCCAGGCCAAUGUGGAGGAGGCGAUGGCCAACAAGGGCACCAUGAUGGACCUGUUCCGGAACGCCGGCAACAGGCGGGCGCUGUUCAUCUGCGCCGGCCUCAUCUGCUUCCAGCAGUUGUCCGGCAUCAACGUGGUGCUCUUCAACAGCCAGUCGAUAUUUGCCAGUGCCAACACCGGGCUGGACCCGGCCAUUGCCACCAUCAUCAUCGGGUGUGUCCAGGUGGGAUCCUCGGCCCUGACGCCCCUGGUUGCCGAUCGCCUGGGCCGGAAGGUGAUGCUGCUGACCUCCUCGAGUGUGAUGUCCAUCGGGCUGGCGGCCCUGGGUGGAUUCUUCUACAUGCAGCUGGUCGUCGGAGACAUCUCCAGUGUGGUUUGGAUGCCGGUUCCCGCCCUGAUCAUCUACAACAUUGUGUACUGCACGGGCUUCGGACCGCUUCCGUGGGCGGUGCUCGGCGAGAUGUUCCCGGCGAACAUCAAGUCGGCGGCCUCGUCGGUGGUGGCCAGCACCUGCUGGACACUGGGCUUCCUGGUGACCUUCUUCUAUCCCACCCUGGACGCCCUCGGCUCCUACUACGCCUUCUGGCUCUUUGCCGCCUGCAUGGUGGUGGCCUUCUUCUUCGUGCUCCUCGUCGUGAUGGAGACGAAGGGCCUUAGCCUGCAGCAGAUCCAGGAUCGGCUCAACGGCAAGCGCAACUAGGAAGCACUCCUGAUUCCCUAUCGAUCUUUAUCCUACGCCUAAGGUCUAUGUGCAAGUAUUUUAUUGGUUAGAUUUGUAAGCCUAAACUCAAUUGUUACAUGUUUUUCCUGUUAAUUUGUAAACCAAACAAAAAUGUAGUAAUAAUAAUUAUGGUAAAUCAUUUAAAAAAUGGUUCUCACUAAGGGGUUUACGAGUAGUGCACUGUCAACUCACGGAAAGGACAGCAAAAACAGAUUAUUUAACUAACUAGACCCAAUAGUUUUGAUCCUACAACUGUUGAUCAGCGGCGUGUUUAAUUUCUAUCUGCUUAUACCUUUUAAACUCAGCUCGCAAAUGGUAUAUAUCAAUUCACCUAGUGAUUCCUUACACGGUCGUUUACAGCGUUGCAAACUUCAGACCAAAAUCAUAACACCCUCUUCUAAUGUAUAAAAAUGAUGUAAUUUAUUUGCAUUUACUGAGGAGCAGCUCUAAUGAAAGGUUCGACCACAUUUUUGAAGUCUUGUCACGUACCAUUAGCUUAAAAGCAAAUAUCUAUGCAUUAUUAUAUACAAAGUAAAAUAAUUGUAAACAAAAUUCAGGCGAGUUAGGAAUUUCGAAACAAUUUCACACUUUUUUUUAAAUUUAAGUUAAUUUGCAAACCAAAUUAAAGCAAAGUCCGGUCAACAAUAUUA
Messenger RNA from Drosophila elegans, 2449 nucleotides. Its product is annotated as facilitated trehalose transporter Tret1. Gene Ontology annotation, cellular component: membrane. Gene Ontology annotation, molecular function: sugar transmembrane transporter activity. The coding region runs from base 303 to 1778 and encodes 491 amino acids. The record is from RefSeq and is a predicted model, not a curated record. Gene Ontology annotation, biological process: carbohydrate transport; transmembrane transport. The transcript has 4 exons. NCBI's taxonomy places the organism in Eukaryota, Metazoa, Arthropoda, Insecta, Diptera, Drosophilidae.